Molecule: messenger RNA, 762 nt
Organism: Penicillium mononematosum
Lineage: Eukaryota; Fungi; Ascomycota; Eurotiomycetes; Eurotiales; Aspergillaceae
Exons: 3
Coding region: 1-762 (253 amino acids)
Source: RefSeq, a predicted model, not a curated record
AUGGCAUUUCAUCUUCAAAAUGAAAAUCUCAGACACCAGCAACCCCUGGUUCGUCUCGACUCCCUCGCACUUCACGAAGAAAGGCAUGCCAAAAAUGUGUUGCUGGUUCGGGCGUGGUUGACUCGGAUUCCUGGGUGCGAAUCAUUGAUUCUCGUGACGAUGCGAAAGGAGAUGAAUAUUGAAACCCAGGAUGCCCUUCGAAGCGACUUUGAUAGCCUAUGUUCAUUCCAGGCGUAUCUCAUCUACUCCAUGACGAUCCAUUUAUUUCCUCAAACUGCUUUCCGAUCCGCCAGAGCAGGUCUCACCUGCAGAGCAGAAGAAUCCCACACUCGGCCGACCUGGGAGUCAUGGAUCGUCGCCUGCGCCAAGCGUCGUACCCUUUUUACCAUGUAUCUCUUCAAGAAUGUCUACAAUACGCAAGUCGGACUACCGAAUUUUGUUGCUGAAGAACGGAGAGUGACCCUGGCACCGGGAAGCAAAAUGCUCUGGGAAGCUUCAGACCGCGCCGUUUGGGAAAGAGAAUACAACCGGCACUUGUCUCGCUGGGAGGAUGGGAUGCUCGAGAUAUCGGAGCUGUGGAGGUCUGCUGAGACUGGAACAGAGGCACGGCGGGAGAAGAUUGAACGGUGGUUGCAAUCUGCUGAUGAGUUUGGGAUGAUGUUUUUCAUUUCUGUUUGUGCAUAUCCAUGGGUGCUAGUCUCAUCUUCUCCGAGCCUAAUUCAAGAAAAGGCAAAUACAGAACAAGGAUACAAGUUACUAUGA